AUGUCUACGGAAGAUAUUGAUAGAGAAGUCUCUAGGGAAGCGCAGCGUAUAAACCAGGAAAUAGAAAUAGAACGUAUUUUGCGCUCAUUCAAGCUCAACCCUUUUGAUGUACUUGACAUCGAUUACGGUAUAGAUGAGAAAUCGAUAAAAGCUAUCUAUCGUAAGAAAUCUUUACUAAUACACCCUGAUAAAGUAAAGCAUGAACGAGCAGUUGAAGCAUUCGACCUUCUGAAAAAGGCAGAAUCUGAACUGAGUACACCAGAAAAGAGGUACAAAGUUGAUUGCGUCGUUUCAGAUGCUAGAAUGUUUCUCAUUAAGGACUUAAAGUUGCCAUUGGGUGUACACGACGAUCACCCUUCAAUUAAGGCCUUACAUCCACCAUUUAAGCUACAAGUAAAGGAGAAGAUGAAGCAAUUAAUGAUCGAGGAUGAAUUACGGAGGCGAAGGGCUAUCAAAACACAACUCGCCAAUGAGGGUGCAGAAGCACGUAAAAAGGAUGAAGAGAUAGACAGCAAGAAGCGUAAAGCUGAAGAGAAAAAGGAGUGGGAAUCAAACCGUGAUAAUAGAAUAUCUGGUUGGCGUUCAUUCCAGAAAGGUGACAAAGAAAAGAAGAAGCGUAAAAAGGAUAAAAUAAAUGUAUUAGGUUGAAAAAAAUAUCACAACAAUUGACAUUAGAAACAUAGAGACCCAACAUUGAUGAAAACUAUAUACUGUAAAACUAGCCAAUUAUUUUGUAAACUUGUCCAGAUUGAUCGCUUAUUGGUGUGCUUACGAGCACAUCUGACCAAAAUUUGAGUAUGCCCGACCAUUCACCGUGAUCUUUUGGCAUCUCAUCGCCUGGUUUAUCACCUUCAAAUAUCUUAACUUCAAUAAAAGCUUUAUUGAAGUUCGAUCCGUCGAGUACGUUUCUCGACGGUCGAGUGAAAAUGCAAAUGGGAGUUUCAGAUUUAGAAUUACCUGUUGCGUAUGACAAUAAUGGUCCUAAAACAUUAACUACCGAUCCUAGCCUUACAUUCGAACUUCUAGCGUAUUCGACAGCGACGGAGCCACCCUGAGCAAAGCCAAAUAGGUGGAUAUUCCGAUGAUCCCAGCCAAAUUUACUAGUAAGCGUCUGUAUUAAAUCAUUCAACAAGUUCAAAGCUACUCUAGGAUCAGGGUUCUGAAUUAAAUUGCCAAGCAUAUCAAAACUCUGGUACCACAUCCUAGCUUCAUCAAAGAACGGUACCGGUACCGGACCUUCAAGUACUAAAGAAGCGGUCUGUGGGAGGUGUAGCUUCUUCGAUAGGUUGAUAAACUGGCUGAUAUUGUCUCCCAAUCCAUGUAGAUAUAUGAUUAAAUUGCUAUCUACGCCGUCCGCUGAAGGUAUAUAUUCAAAUUUAGCCUGCCUAAAAUCUCGUUGGCUUAUCGCUCUCUUCUGAGCGAGCUCUUCUAUCUUCAUAUUAAUAAUAGCAGAUGAACGCUAGUGUACAAGUUACUGUCUUUGAUCUCUACCGUC
This is a messenger RNA of Wallemia mellicola CBS 633.66, 1495 nucleotides long. RefSeq lists its product as hypothetical. The record is from RefSeq and is a predicted model, not a curated record. The transcript is spliced from 4 exons. NCBI's taxonomy places the organism in Eukaryota, Fungi, Basidiomycota, Wallemiomycetes, Wallemiales, Wallemiaceae. Bases 1 to 648 code for a protein of 215 amino acids.